This is a messenger RNA of Gossypium arboreum, 1115 nucleotides long. RefSeq lists its product as uncharacterized. Gene Ontology annotation, cellular component: 90S preribosome; nucleolus. The record is from RefSeq and is a predicted model, not a curated record. The transcript has 10 exons. Gene Ontology annotation, biological process: maturation of SSU-rRNA from tricistronic rRNA transcript (SSU-rRNA, 5.8S rRNA, LSU-rRNA). Bases 95 to 880 code for a protein of 261 amino acids. NCBI's taxonomy places the organism in Eukaryota, Viridiplantae, Streptophyta, Magnoliopsida, Malvales, Malvaceae.
AAAAAUCAUAUCGAAACCCGAUCAGCCCAUUAAGAGGCCAUGGUUAGGUUACGUUCGGACGGCACCUUCUUCUUCAUCAUUAAAUUCAGAAAAAAUGAAGGAACCCUUUAACUCAAUUGCAACUUCGAGCAAAACCCACUUCGAGGAAAGUGAAGAAGAAGAAGAGAUCGAAUCUUCAUCCGAAGAAGAGAAAUCCGAUGACACCAUUGAUUCUGAUGAAGAGGAAGAGAUAGAGCGUGAAUUAGCAGAAGUUACAUUCGAAGAGCUACAAAAAGCACGAGCCGAUGGUACUGAUUCAAUUUCUCGCAAACCCCAAACAGAGACCAAGCGUCGUCGCGCUAACAAGAAUAGGCCAAUGGAGCUUAGUAGCAAGAAGCCAGUAAGGUCAUUUAGACAGGUUAUUCAAGCUCCUAAAAAGGUGGUACGAGACCCCCGUUUUGAAUCUUUAUGUGGUAAUCUCGACGUCGAGGGAUUCAGAAAAAGAUAUAAUUUUCUGUUUGAGAACAACCUACCAGCUGAAAGAGAGGAGGUGCAGAAACAACUUAAAAAAGCCAGAGACCCGAAAGUCGUUAGUGAACUAAAGAACCAUAUUUCUUGGAUUGACAAGCAAUUAAAGUUCGAGUCAGCAAAGAAUACCGAUGCAGUGAUUCUGUCUGCACACAAGAAGAAAGAAAAAGAAGCAGCAAAGCACGGGAAGCGCCCUUACUAUCUUAAGAAAUCUGAAAUUCGGAAGCAAAGGCUCAUCGAGAAGUAUAAAAAGCUCAAGGCAUCCGGAAAACUCGAAUCCUUCAUCGAGAAAAGGAGAAGAAAGAAUGCUGCUAAGGAUCAUAGAUUUAUGCCUUAUCGUCGACCCAAUAACAAUGGUGAGCAACAAAGUUAAUGAUUCCAUAGGGUUUUUAUGGUCCUUCAUCUUGGAUGGUUAAGAAAUGCCAUUUAUAGUUGGUGUUGAGAUUAGAUUUAGGGUUUUGACUGGCAUUGUGCUAUCAUUCAGUGAGUGGGAAAAAAUGAUAUUUUUUGAUCUCACUGUUUUGAGAUUUUGUUAUAAGCUAUAGAUUUUAUUUGAUUGGAUUAUUAUCUAAUUUGAUUCUAAAUGAAACUCGACGAAUUAUUUACAA